AUGGAAUUUAAUGGUGGAUGGUCUAACUGGGGAAGCUACGGGUCAUGGUCCACCUGCAGUAAAACUUGUGGGUCCGGGACUCAGUUACGGUCCAGAAUUCGCUCCUGUAACAACCCCCUCCCUCGUAAUGGUGGCUCCUAUUGCUCAGGGUCCAGUGUUAGUACAGACCGAAGGUCAUGCAACACACAAGGAUGUCCAGUAAAUGGUGGAUGGUCUAGCUACGGUGCAUACACGGCUUGGACGCCAUGCUCCGCCUCUUGUGGAGGUGGCACACGAUCGAGGUCCCAGACCCGCACCUGCAGCAACCCAGCACCUGCCAAUGGGGGCAAAUCUUGCUCCGGAAGUAGCACUAAGACCGAGACUCAGAGCUGCAACACCCAACACUGCCCAAUUCACGGAGGGUGGUCAACAUAUGGCACUUUCAGUAAAUGGAGCGAAUGCACUGUAUCCUGCGGCGGUGGCAAAACGCAGAGAUCACAAACACGCACGUGCACUAACCCAUCACCACAAUAUGGUGGAAACUCGUGUUCGGGAAGCAACAUUAAUACAGAGACAAAAGAUUGCAAUACUCACAAUUGCCCAAUUGACGGUGGUUGGUCUGCUUAUGGGGCAUUCACUGACUGGAAUGAGUGUUCAGUUUCUUGUGGUGGUGGACAACAAAAAAGAUCGCAAACACGCACGUGCACAAACCCAGCUCCUCAGUAUGGCGGGAAAAGGUGCGGUACAAAUAACAUCAACAUCGAACAACGGGACUGCAACACUCAUCCCUGCCCAAUUGAUGGUGGGUGGUCUGCUUAUGGAGACUUCAGUGAAUGGGGUACAUGCACUGUGUCCUGCGGUGGCGGUAUGCAAGAGAGGUCACAGACACGCACGUGCACCAAUCCAGCUCCGCAAUAUGGCGGCAAAACUUGCGAAGGAGAAAGCAUCAACACCGAGGAACAGGAAUGCAAUACACAUCACUGUCCAAUCGAUGGUGGAUGGUCGGAGUUUGGGGCGUGGGAUGAGUGGGGAGUUUGCACUGUGACGUGUGAUGGGGGGUCUCAGUCACGUGACAGAAGGCGCACCUGUACUCAACCAGAACCACAAUAUGGCGGGAAACCUUGCGACGGAAGUGAAACCGAAACCGACACACGUGAAUGCAACACAUUCAAAUGUCCUCAGACAAUUUGUAACGAGGCAGUGACAGGAUACAGGGCUCACCCUACCGAUCCCAAUCGCUACCUUCAUUGCGUUGACAGUCGUCUUUACAUUGUCAACUGUUCUGAUCCGCGUCUGCAAUGGAGUGACCACAGUCAGACUUGCAACUUCGCCAGCAGUGUAGGAAGUUGCAAUGAAGGGGAGUACUUCCCUCACUCCACGGACUGCACUAAAUUCAUCCAGUGUACGAACCGUGUAGGAAUUGUCCAAUCAUGUCCAUUCGGAACACGUUGGGACAACGACAAGAAACCUGCUCCUGCAUGCGUAAACGAGGCUGAAGUUGCAUGCGCAUCAGAUAUAGAGGAAGAGGAAGAUGAACCCUCCAAUGACACUGAUACUUUCACUUGUCCGAGCAACUUCGGUUACUUUCCACACCCAAAGGACUGCACGAAGUAUUAUCAAUGUUCCUGGUCUACCCCCACAGAACUACAGUGUCCAGACAACAUGGGAUGGGACGUAUCUGUUACUAAUUGUAACUGGAAGGCAUCCCUCAGCAAUUGUGAUUAA
Saccostrea echinata is the source of this 1704-nucleotide messenger RNA. Its product is annotated as coadhesin-like. The record is from RefSeq and is a predicted model, not a curated record. The transcript has 10 exons. Bases 1 to 1704 code for a protein of 567 amino acids. Gene Ontology annotation, cellular component: extracellular region. Gene Ontology annotation, molecular function: chitin binding. Lineage: Eukaryota; Metazoa; Mollusca; Bivalvia; Ostreida; Ostreidae.